AUGGCCCCCAAGAGAAAGUCCACCGACGCGGCGGCCGACGUCGCAUCCAAAAAGACCAAAGCCAGCACCGACAAUGCUACCGAUAAUGCUCCUGACAAUACUCCCGAGAACGCCACCGAGAAGCCCCAGGUUCCUCGCAGCAAGCGCUGGUCAAAGGGUCUUUCUGGCUCUGCAAACGCUGACACGGAAUUCCGCACGAUAAUCGCACGCAAUCCCGACUCUCUCUGGAAGUUUGCCUGUCAGUGCCGACAAAUUGUCGGAUCGGAUGACGACGACGAGGAGGAUGAAGAUGAGGACGGCGAAGAUGAAGGCGAGGGCGAGGGUGAGCCCAAGAAGACUGAUGAUCUCCCUCCAUGUGAUGGAGGAAAGACCUGCCUUUGCCAAAAGCCAAUCGAAGAACAUCCUGACCACCCAUACUCUUUGUCCCUGGGAGGCAUUCAGAAGUUCACUACGACUUCCAUCCUCUGCGAUCUACGUAACCCGGACAUGUUCGACAUGUACCUCUACAACGACUUCUACGGCUACGGGUUGGUGGAAGUGCUUGGCAACUUGCUCCUCGAUUUCGAGGAAGCCAAGGAUGACUGGAAACAACAGUGGUACAUCUGCGAGGCCGUGAUGCUGUUCUUCUUUCGCUACGACCCUGCCGCUUUGUUCAUGAUCGAUGAUGGCGAUGGCUUAGACAUGUUCCUUCAUGCCGUUCGAACCAUGUUCCUCGCGAUGAUGGCAACCCUCGAGCGCCUCGACCUCCUGAAACCCGACUCUGAGAUCAAGAAUAUUGGUAUGGUCAUGGGCUUAGCUAUCCGCCUCGAUGCGUUCGCGGAAGACAAUGAGGGCACCGAGGACCUCCCCAAAUAUCUGUAUGCGUAUGCCGCGAAGCACAAUAUUGUCCUUCGUGAUGUGCCAGAGGAUAGUGAGCUGGAGGAACCAGUGCCUGCGACCGGCAAGGGAGCUGAAGCAGCUCAGGAAAGAACAAACACUGGGGGAGACCAAUUCGACAUAACCACCAUGUCUGCACCACAGCGCAAGAAGGCCCAUUUUGAUCGCAAAGAUCCGCUGGAUAAGGAGGCGAUUAAGGCACUCAAGGAAGGCUUGGUCAUGCAGAUGCUGUAA
Messenger RNA from Penicillium cataractarum, 1110 nucleotides. RefSeq lists its product as uncharacterized. The record is from RefSeq and is a predicted model, not a curated record. Bases 1 to 1110 code for a protein of 369 amino acids. NCBI's taxonomy places the organism in Eukaryota, Fungi, Ascomycota, Eurotiomycetes, Eurotiales, Aspergillaceae. The transcript has 3 exons.